Siniperca chuatsi (mandarin fish) is the source of this 7281-nucleotide messenger RNA. It is a transcript of the gene smg6, whose product is annotated as SMG6 nonsense mediated mRNA decay factor. The record is from RefSeq and is a predicted model, not a curated record. Gene Ontology annotation, biological process: nuclear-transcribed mRNA catabolic process, nonsense-mediated decay. Gene Ontology annotation, molecular function: telomeric repeat DNA binding; telomerase RNA binding; protein binding. NCBI's taxonomy places the organism in Eukaryota, Metazoa, Chordata, Actinopteri, Centrarchiformes, Sinipercidae. Gene Ontology annotation, cellular component: telomerase holoenzyme complex.
GGUGAAUAUGUUUGGUCCAGCUGGACCACCAUACUUGUUGUGUUUGUUUUAGUGAAAGCAAAGAUGGCGAACGAACUGGACAGAGUGCGAAUCUCAGCUGCGGAACUCCGAGCUGAAACGUCGAACUCAAGUAAUAUUACUGACUGUCAGAAAGAGGAGCAACAGGAGCAUCGUGUACACAAGCAGCAAAGGAGGCGUGAAGGAAAGCGAACUGAUUUGCAGCGCUUCCAGUCGGUAGCUGGACAUGGACGGUGUCACCGUGACAGUGAGGAGGGAGAACCUGGUCAAAGUGAUCCCCUGGCCGCUGAUUUAUAUGAGCAUGAUCAACCAUCACAGAGUGAGAAAAAGGGUGCCCCUGAAAAAGUUUUAGAAAGACAUGGGUGCACAGACGAUGGGACGAGUACCGACAAAAGGGAAGAAGACAGGAUGAGAGGUGACGGUAGUAACACUCAGAACUGUAGAAAGGGCAGCCGCUCACAGUCUAAAACGGAAGCAAAUCAAGCAAUAGGUUUUGUUGAAAAUGACAGAGAACACCAGGAACCUGCUGGAGCUGCUAAGCCGACAAAGAAAGCCCGCAAACCAGACCGGGAAUUUUACCAACCUGGGAGCCGGAGGAACAUUCAGGGAAAGGACUGUGGAAUUGGAAGAGAGCAGGAUAAGCCUCCCUCUAGGAAGCAUGAGCAGAAAACUGAACCUGAAUCCCAGUUAAGUACAGGGGAAAGGGAGGGGAACAAAAAAAUGUCUACACAUAAGCAGGGAGGAAAAGAUAUAAAAGGUAUACAGGAAAACGUAAAACUGUCUAAAUCCAGUGAGACAAACCGAAAGCAACGAAGCCGAGAUGUGGAAAAACCUCCAUUACCCUCUAAUGCUUCGGUGGAGAAAAUUACUAGCAAAGUAGAAAAGCUCAGCGUGAAAGAAAAGGGUAAAGUGGGACAUGAAGGCCAAGAUAUUGAAGAGUUAAGUUACAGGAGAGAGGAAACGACUGAUAAGGAAAGGAGAGGCCAAGGGGGAGGAACAAAAGAGGAGGAAGAAAAGGUAGAGAAGAAGAGGGAGAAGGGAAAUCGCAGACUUAGAGGAGGGGAGAAGGAAAAGAGGAAUCAGGAUUCUAGAAGAGGAGAAGAUGAAGUAGGUGGUGGAGGAAAGAGCGACCGGGGGAAAACUGAGAAGGAAAGAGACAGGAGAGCAGCAGAAUCAGACAGGGAUAACAAACCAGGUAAGACAGUAGAGACACACCAAAGCAAAGGAAGAGAGAAUCGCAGAGAAAGCAGAAGAGGAGACAACAACAACCGGUCCAGAGAUGUUGAGAAAGAUGCCAAGAUGCAAAGAAAUGUAGACAGUGCUGUAGAAAGAGGUGAAAGAAACAAAUUCAAUGCAAACAUCACAACACCAACAUCAAAACGCUAUUCCAGAUCAGAUAUUCGGCGCUCACGGAAUCGAACUUACAGUAGUAGCUCAGCCAGCAGUGUGACCAGCCUGGAUGGUCCUGGACUAAGAAUGGAUGUGGAGAGUACCAAGUGGCCACACUUGGAGCCUAGGCACAAUAACAAAGAGGGGAUUGCUAAUAGUAGAGAAGGACGAAGGAGUAAUUUACAAAGCUGGACAACCAAUGGGGAAUCAUCUACAGAAUCAUUGGAAGGGAGUGAGAUGAGUGACAUAGCAGAAGAUAGAGGAAGGAGAAAAAGAGGUGGGGAGGAAGAGCUAAGUGCAGAGAGCCGGAGGGAAGAAAGGAACAGAUCAAAGGGGGACAAAGGUGGAGGUCGGGGAAUCCUAAGGGUUUCUCUAGAAAAACAGUCGGGUACUUCGUCACAUGGUGGGGUUGCCCAACAUCGCAAGCAAGGCUUGGUUCCUCGUGGCAGAGGUGGGGGUAUCCUGGUGCUUCCAGCCCGCACAGACAUCUCUAAUUCACCUGAGGUUGGGCAAAGGCUUCUUUUUGGUGGAAUUAGGGGAGGAGCAGCUUGCAGGAGUAGAGGAGGCAGAGGAGGAGGAAUGAGACGACUCUGGGAUCCAAAUAACCCAGACCAGAAACCUGCUCUUACCAGCACCCAGUCUUCACAGCAUUCAUCUCUCCAACAGCCUAUAUAUCUUCAGACAGGGACUGGAUAUGGACAACUUCACUUUCUGGACACAGACGAUGAGGUAGCAGGCAGUCCUCCGGUCCCGCAGGGUGAGCACUUUCGAUCCAAGCAGGCUGCUGCCAUGGCCUACUACAAAUUCCAAAACUCUGACAACCCCUACUGUUACCCCAUGCCCACCAGCAACAUGCAUAAUCCUGGCACCACCACCAGCCAGCGCUAUCCAUAUCCCUAUCAUAUGGGGCCCUACCAAAUGGCUCCCUCUAACGGUAUAUACCCUGGUGGCCCUGGUGUGGGCCAGUUCUGUGGGAGUUACAGGGGAGCAGGUUAUUCCCAGCCAGGUGCAGGAAGUGGUUUGACAUUUGAAGAGGUGGAGCAACAAGCCAGAGGGGAGCUGGUGAGGUUGCUGAGGGCUGCAGAUGCACAGGAGCUCCAGCUUAGUAACCUGCUGUCCAGGGACAGAGUGAGUGCUGAUGGACUGGAUCGCAUGGCCCAGCUCAGAGCUGACCUUUUGGGGCUAUAUGAGCAGGUCAUCCUGACAGACAUCGAGUUCUCAGACUCUCAGUGUGCAGAUCAGGCUUUGUGGAAAAACGUCUUUUACCAGGUCAUAGAGCGCUUCCGGCAGUUACUCAAAGACCCCACCUAUGACAACACCCCUCAUAUCAGGAACAUGCUGCUCACGCUGCUUGAUGAGGGAGCACUAUUCUUUGAUGCGCUGCUUCAGAAGCUGCAGACAGUGUACCAGUUUAAGUUAGAGGAUUACAUGGAUGGCAUGGCUAUCAGGGCUCGGCCAUUGCGCAAAACGGUAAAGUAUGCACUUAUCAGUGCUCAGCGCUGCAUGAUUUGUCAGGGAGAUAUAGCACGUUACCGGGAACAAGCCAGUGACUCGGCCAACUACGGCAAGGCUCGCAGCUGGUACCUGAAAGCCCAACAGAUUGCCCCCAAAAAUGGACGACCAUAUAACCAGCUAGCCCUGCUGGCAGUCUAUACAAAGCGGAAGUUGGAUGCUGUGUAUUAUUACAUGCGCAGCUUGGCAGCUUCCAACCCCAUCCUGACUGCAAAGGAAAGCCUGAUGAGUCUGUUUGAGGAAGCUAAGCGUAAGGCAGAGCAGCUUGAGCGAAGGAGGAGGCAGGAGCAUGAAGGAGGCUCCAGGGGUCCAGCAGUAAGAGGAAGAGGAAGAGGGGAAGAUGGAGCACGUGUGGAGAUUUGGAUUCGCCCCAGCGGACAAGCAGCAAACCCAUCCUCGCAGAGAGGAGGCAGUGAAUCCAGCAGAGACUCUGAACAGGAUGGAGAGCUGGGCAGUCUCAGCACUAGUGAUCUAAAUAAGAGAUUCAUUCUGAGUUUCCUGCACGCACAUGGAAAACUCUUCACUAAAGUGGGCAUGGAAUCCUUCCCAGGAGUGGCUAGCCGUGUUUUGCAGGAGUUCAGGACGCUGCUCCAGCAUGGCCCUUCCCUACUGGGCAGCACACACAUGCUGCAGAUUAUCACCAUCAACAUGUUCACCAUUCACAAUGCCCACAACAGAGGUGAAGAAGGAGAAGUGCGGCCCAUUUUACAAGAGCAAAGCACUGCCCUGGGUCUUGGCAUGUUUGCACUACUGGUGCAGCGCUGCACAGAGCUGCUCAGAGAUACUCCUGCAGAACCAGUCCACAUGGCAGAUGGAGAGGAGGAGGAUAAAGGGGAGGAGCUGGAGGGUAUGGUGAGGGUCUCUGCCUUCCCAUUGGACCUUAGAGAACUACUGCCAAGCAUCAAGGUCUGGUCUGACUGGAUGUUGGGACACCCAGACCUGUGGAACCCACCACCAUGCAGUAUAGAUUGCUGCCCUGAUGUUUGGCAGUGCCUGGCUGAUCUGUGUAACAUGCUGGCACGUGUGGACCAUGAGGAAGUGCCGUUGUACAAAGUCGACACUGACGAAAGCGAGGGAGAUGAGGAGUUGACUGUGCUGCAAUUGAAGGAGGACAGGCUGCUUGCUGGCUUUGUACCACUGCUGGCUGCACCACAGGAGCCCUGCUACACAGACAGACACACUGACAUGGCAAUAGCAGCAGAUUGUAAGAGAGUGACGGUGCUGAAGUACUUUCUGGAGGCUUUGUGUGGACAGGAAGAGCCUCUGUUGGCCUUCAAGGGAGGCAAAUACAUCUCUGUGGCAACUUCUCCUCCAGCUAGCCACUCAAUGGACACAAGGAGCAGGCAGGAUUCUCUAACAGAGAAAGAGGCUGAUGAUGUCAUAGUCGAGGCAGAGUCCUCUCCCUCAGCAUCAGAAGGGGAGGAGGAUGCCGAGGAUGCGGGAGACAGUGAGAAUGACAUCAGGCAGCUGAAGGCGCGACGCCACGCCCUCACCAACAAACUGGCACAGCAACAGAAGCGUAGGGAUAAAAUACAGGCGGUGCUGCAGACAGGCGGGCAGUUGGAGCUGGAAGUGAGGCCUCUCUUUUUGGUUCCAGAUACCAAUGGAUUCAUUGAUCACUUGGGAGGGCUGAAGAAACUCCUUCAGUGUGGAACAUACAUAAUAGUUGUGCCACUCAUCGUGAUUACAGAGUUAGAUGGCUUGGCUAAAGGCCAGGACAACUUUGGUGGAGGAGUGGGGUCAGGAGGGCGCGGCACUGGCAGUCGUGGCAACUAUAAUGUUACUGCAGCCCAUGUGCGGUCUGUGCAGGAGAAGGCCCGGUUGGCAGUGGCUUUCCUAGAGAAAGGAUUCGAAGCCAGGGAACCGUACCUGAGAGCGCUGACAAGCAGAGGAAAUCAGCUUGAGUCUAUUGCCUUCCGCAGUGAAGACACCUCUGGACAGCAGGGUAACAAUGAUGAUGUGAUUCUGUCCUGCUGUCUCAACUACUGCAAAGACAAGGCAAAAGAUUUCAUGCCUGAUCAGAGAAAUGGGACAGUGAGACUCCAAAGGGAGGUGGUGCUCCUUACAGAUGACCGUAACCUGCACGUCAAAGCUUUGACCCGCAACGUACCGGUCCGAGACAUCCCUGCUUUCUUAAGCUGGGCCAAAGUGGGCUGAAUCAGACUAAGCUGGAAUCAAAGGAGCCCAACUGCUGAAGUCUGCUUGCCACUCAGCCAAGCAGUGGAAGAAGAGGAGAUAAAAGGGGAGAGGAAAUGAUAAAGAAAGCAAAGCACCACUUCUUAUGAAUUACAAGCAAAUGUAGUGAGAGCAGGGUGGUUUCCGUGAGCUUUUCCCCCCUUGUGAUGAAGUGUGUGUGUAUGUAUGUGUUAAGAUCAGUGAGCUUCCCCAGAAAGAGACAGGGAGACUUGAUAAGUCUCAGGAAGGUUGCAUUGGAAGUGAGUAAGGAGGUAAAAAUGGAGCAAUUUGAUUUGUAAGUUGUCUGGUCCAGCCUCCAGCCUCCAGCCUAGUUAGUGAGUGUGUACUCUGAAGCAGUAUUCAAAUUUGAGGCUAAUGAUAGAAUGAGGCAGAGAGAGAGGGUGUUAUGGUCAUUUAAUUGAUUAAAGACAGCAGUAAUGAAGGCCAUAACUGGCACUUCCACACUUCUCUGAGGGCCCAGUCAUAUGGACUGCUUUGGCCUCUACAGCAAAGCUGAGAAAAAGGUAGGCAGAGAGAGAGGCAAACCUGGAGGGUCUUAGUACAGUAAAACAUGGCUGAUUGUAGUGAGGGCUAAUCAAGACCCUUCAUGCAACCUCAGCACCUCCAAGGAAUCACAUGCAGGUAUGGUAUUUCCUGCUAACCUGGGAAAUUAUUAUGCCUGUUUGGUAACUUGGGUUGUUCCUCCAGCUUGAUGCUAAGAUUAAGUUUGGGUAUUGAAAGAAAAUGUUUUUGAAAAAGUCAACAACAACAAAAAGCAUUGGUUUAUUAUUUAUUUUCCUGUUUUUGAGCUUGUGUAAAACGUUAUGUUCUUGCAGGCCAUUUCUCCAUUUUAUAGACUGAUGAUAAGCAUCUGCAAAGUUUUCUGCAAAACUUGGGUGCAAAUGUAUUUGGAAAUAAUCAUUUGAGCAGUAUAACAAAUUUGUGAGAUUUAAUAUAUCAAGACUACUCAGUUGGUUUGUGGUGAUAUUUCAGCAGAAAAUGAUGACUAACUUUAUGGAAUUUUGUCCUUUUGAGCAGUACCACCCAUCUGUCAUUUAAAACAAUAUGAAACAAAAAUUUGCGAAUACAGUUUGACCCAGGUCUGCUUUGGACAGCCACAAUGUUAGGAGAUGGUUUGGCCCUUGACAGUGACUUUGCAGAUACUUUAUUAUUGAGUACCAUUGGUCGCUAUUUCACUUUAUUUUCUGUUCAUCUUUACAAUCAUAUUGGUCUUUUUGUGCUUUUCAGUUGCUGAGUUAUGUCCCCUGGAGUCACUGAGUUAUGUCAGUGUAUGUUUCUGUGUGUAUUUGAGACAGUGGCUGGAUGCUCAAAAUAGAUGUAAUGUACACCUAUGUCCUCUGUUAUAUUACAUCAUACAUAUUUAAUUAUUCACUCAUCACAGUUUGAUCAUAUGGAUUUAAAGUAAUAUUGUAUGUAGAAGUGGCUAUCUUACUUUCUAUUUGUCUCGUAACUUUUCAGCUAGGCUCGUACAACUUCCAUCAGCAGUUGAUGUUUCUGUAUUUGUGUGAAACGUCAGACAGGUUUUUACAUUUUUUUUCAGCCCCUCUAUUCUGGUGCUACUGUAGUGUUCAGUGCAAUCUACUGUGUUAAGUAGAACUGUUGCAGUGUUUUAGUGUCGGAGGAAACGUAGUAAAUACAUAAUCAAUUUAACACAUAUUCCUUUUUCAUCCUCCAUCAUUAAAAAUAUUUUGAAGGCAUUGUUUUUUACCUCCAUUAAUGUGCAGAAUGUGAUAUUAUCAUCAGAAUAGGCCUUUUCACAGCAGACAUACUAAUAUGCCUCUGUCAAAUUCAAGUGUCCCAGUAACUUGUGACAGUGAGCCGGCAUGCACAAUAACAGGACCCCGAAACUGAAGCAGCUAAAGUAAUUUUCCUUCUGCGACCUGUCAAAAUGUCUACUGUGAAGAAGGCCUAUAGUUGUGUUGCACACAAAAAGAUGUUCUUCAUAUUCACUUAAACCUUAACAUAGAAACGUACAGAGCCAUAUCAUCAAAACUUGCCUCUUUUUGGAAUAAAUGGAUAUGUGAAAGUCUUAGUUUUUGUGUACAUUUAGAUCACUAAAUGGUCAAUUGGACAGAGUUGAUAUACUUGUGAGAAACUAAUUACUGAACACAAAGAUUAAGUUAGUACGUACAAAUGUUGACACAAUAAAAUGUAAUUAAUAAACAA